CCCAGCUUGAAACCGCAUUUUCAUUACUCCAGAAACCCUAUCUCUAAUCAUACACCGUACAUGAAACACCUGGUUAAUACACGCACACGAAAAGAUCCCGGAAAGCACCUUUAUCAACUAAGCCCUUAAAUGAAAACCCCCUACCACAUUCCACUCCCCAAGUCCCUCAACCCACUGAUCCAGCUCCGUGAUAGCACUACCAGUCAAAAGUCAACAACUCGAGGCAAUAAUCACAACCGCACAAUCUCCAUACUCACGCCCAUCUCCAGUUAUAUACGUCCUCCCAGCAACUUUAUGCCCAUGUCUGUGAUUUCUCUCCAUUUGAUUCGAUUUCUCAGUCAUCCACCCUCCUCAAAAGAUUCAUGUAUCCUGGAUGGGCAGCAAGACUUCACUGGUAAUACCGCUGUCAAUGCGUUUUAUCUUGAUGUAUCCGUCAUUGUGAUCACCACCACUCUCUGCUUUGACAGUGACAGUAAUAUCUGUAAAAUCAGAACUCUCGGUAGGCCUGCAGACCUCGAUGGUAGAACUGUCACAAUAUGCAUGGCCGUAGCCAGGGUCCCGGGGGUAAUCAGACAGAGCCACAGCGUGUGUACGAGCUACGCUGAUAAUAGACGGGUAUCACGGUCGAAGCUGCCACCAUCAGCUUUUCUCAGAAGCUUUAGAGCGGGCUGCUCCUGGCUUUGGUGAUACUCCCAGGUACACUUUUCAACGUUCUACUGCAGC
Messenger RNA from Aspergillus glaucus CBS 516.65, 723 nucleotides. RefSeq lists its product as uncharacterized. Bases 130 to 687 code for a protein of 185 amino acids. The transcript has a single exon. Lineage: Eukaryota; Fungi; Ascomycota; Eurotiomycetes; Eurotiales; Aspergillaceae. The record is from RefSeq and is a predicted model, not a curated record.